CUGCAGUCUCAGAGAGACGACACACAGAUAAACACAUCCACACAGCGAGGACACACAGACGCUUCACUGCAGAGACUCUGGUCAACCAGCUGAGGAUGAAGAUGAAGAGCAAGCUGCUUUAUAUUCCCAUGGUGAUGGCAGUAAUGUCAGCAUUGGUCGUCACAGCGACGACUUUUACUGUCACUACUACUACAAAAAAAACGACUAUUACUACAACUACACAAACCAAGCCUCCACGGACCACGACUAUUACUACAACUGCACGGACCACAACAGGACCGCCUGGACUAAAUUUAAACGGGAAGAUGUUCACUUUGUCUUAUAAUGGAGGAGGAAUAUCCUUCUAUCCACCUUAUUUUUCUCCUCCCCCUCCCCCUACUCCCUACCCAACCCGUCCCUACUACACCACCCGUCCCUACUACACCACCACCCCCACAGCACCUCCUACUAGAGGUGUGUCCGUGUGUCUGCGUUACCUGGCCGACAGCGACUCAUUCUUCACACUCAGUCCAUCCAGCAGAAACCCUCUGAAUCUGGAAGUCGCUCGUGCUGGGGCGUAUACACUGACCUUAGACAGAUACCGUCAAUACAGCCUGUACAUGAAUCCUAACGUAAGGUUCUGGUCAAACGUUGGACCGGACAUCUGGACCAGAGUCUGCCUCACCAUGGACAGCGUGAAGAAUGUGGCCCAGGUGUUUAGCGGCUCGAACAUUAGCAUCAGGAAGAUGCUGCCUAUUCGGUAUGCCUGGUCAGGUGAGCCUGUGAUUGAUUUUUCAGGUUUUGAUGGUCAGGUGACAGACAUCCAGAUUUGGGAUUAUCCUCUCCGCUACAGAGAAGUCUUCAACUACAUGACCAGUGGUGUCUACGGGCAGUACAGUGGCUCAGUCCUCAGCUGGUCCCACAUCAGCUACUCCCCCAGAGGAAACAUACUAUUGGAGGACACCUAUGAGUGGCAGGCAAGACAGCCAAUCAACAGCAUCAGGGAGAGGAAAGGGCGUCGAGUAAAGGGAGGGAUGAAGAUCAUGGAGUUCUUCAAUGUGGAGGAGAGCCAGAGAGAACAGCUUUAAUGAAACACACAGGGGCAUGUGUACGAAAAGCUGUAUCCUCUGCUCUUCAUUUCAGAAUAAUCAAUCAAGCAACAAUUAUAAAAAAUAAUAUGUGUGAUUACCGUAUAUUCACAAGACGACAAACUAGUCUCAGUAACAGAAUAUAAAGAUAAUUCUUAAAUUUUUUACUAACAUGUUUGACUUUAUAUUGUUCUCUUUUUACAUGUAUUUGCUUCCUUAAUUUUGUAUGUUAUUAUAAAACAAUAAAGAGAAGGCUGACACAA
This is a messenger RNA of Sebastes umbrosus (honeycomb rockfish), 1330 nucleotides long. RefSeq lists its product as uncharacterized. The record is from RefSeq and is a predicted model, not a curated record. The transcript is spliced from 6 exons. NCBI's taxonomy places the organism in Eukaryota, Metazoa, Chordata, Actinopteri, Perciformes, Sebastidae. The coding region runs from base 96 to 1067 and encodes 323 amino acids.